GCGGAGGCGAGGUUGUGCCCCGGACUGUGUCCACCGAGCUCAGCGGCUGUUGCCUGUACGUGGAGAAGCAGCGGCGCCGCGAGGCAGAGGAGGAUCGCGGACGAGCGCAGCGGCGGGACGUCUACGGCUGCCGCGGCCCCGGCGGCUCCCGGCGACAAUCGGCUUGGGGAAGCAGCGGCGGCCGCAGCGGCAGCCGCCUCUCCAGCACCGGGAAGCCGAGGCGCGUCUGGCGGCGCUGACAUCCGCGGCCCUGCCUCUCCUCCCUCGCCCCCGGCCCUCCCCAUGUGAUCGGUCUUAAUCCCGACCGUGUGCGCGCGUGGGGGCUCCAUUGCGCGGCGCCCGGUGUCGGUGCCGGGGUGGGUGCUCGCGUGCGCUUCUCCUCCCCAUCCCCCGCCCCGUCCCCAAGAAUAAAAGAAGAACCGGGAGGCGUGCUCAGAAAAUAAAUAAAUAACCAGCACACACGCGCAGCCCGGAGCGAGGCGGCGGGGCUGGCGGCGGCGGAGGAGGAGUGAAGGCGGCGGCGGCGGAGGAGGGACGCGCGGAGCCGGCAGUAACUUUCGAGCCAGCCCAGAGCCCGGAGCUCCAGCCGAGCGGUUUGCAGCGCGGCGGCGGCGGCGCUGAGUGUCUGGCCCGCCGGUGCGGUCGGGGUGUGCAGUCGGACGGGACGAGCAGCGCGUCGCUGUCCCCCCCUCCCGGUGGCUGGAGAUGUCCGAGCCCAAGGCGAUUGAUCCCAAGUUGUCGACGACCGACAGGGUGGUGAAAGCUGUUCCAUUUCCGCCAAGUCACCGGCUGACAGCAAAGGAAGUGUUUGAUAAUGAUGGGAAACCUCGUGUGGAUAUCUUAAAAGCACAUCUCAUGAAGGAGGGCAGGCUGGAAGAAAGUGUCGCAUUGAGGAUAAUAACAGAGGGUGCUUCGAUUCUCCGACAGGAGAAAAACUUGCUGGAUAUCGACGCCCCAGUCACAGUUUGUGGGGACAUCCAUGGACAAUUCUUUGACUUGAUGAAGCUCUUUGAAGUGGGAGGAUCUCCUGCCAACACACGCUACCUCUUCUUAGGGGACUAUGUUGACAGAGGGUACUUCAGUAUUGAAUGUGUGCUGUAUUUGUGGGCCUUGAAAAUUCUUUACCCCAAAACACUGUUUUUACUUCGCGGAAAUCAUGAAUGUAGGCACCUCACAGAGUAUUUCACGUUUAAACAAGAAUGUAAAAUAAAGUAUUCCGAGCGCGUUUAUGACGCCUGUAUGGAUGCCUUCGACUGCCUCCCGUUGGCCGCGCUGAUGAACCAGCAAUUCCUGUGUGUACAUGGUGGUUUGUCUCCAGAGAUCAACACUCUAGAUGACAUCAGAAAAUUAGACCGAUUCAAAGAACCACCAGCUUAUGGGCCCAUGUGUGACAUCCUGUGGUCAGACCCCCUGGAGGACUUUGGAAAUGAGAAGACUCAGGAACAUUUUACUCACAACACAGUCAGGGGCUGUUCGUACUUCUACAGUUACCCGGCUGUAUGUGACUUCCUGCAGCACAAUAAUUUGUUGUCCAUACUCCGAGCCCACGAAGCCCAGGACGCAGGGUACCGCAUGUACAGGAAAAGCCAAACAACAGGGUUCCCGUCUCUAAUUACAAUCUUCUCGGCACCAAACUACUUAGACGUGUACAAUAACAAAGCUGCAGUGUUGAAGUAUGAGAACAAUGUGAUGAACAUCAGGCAGUUCAACUGCUCCCCGCAUCCGUACUGGCUCCCAAAUUUCAUGGACGUUUUCACCUGGUCGCUGCCAUUUGUUGGGGAGAAAGUGACUGAGAUGCUGGUGAAUGUCCUCAACAUCUGCUCAGAUGAUGAACUCGGGUCAGAAGAAGAUGGAUUUGACGGAGCCACGGCCGCAGCCCGGAAGGAGGUCAUCAGGAACAAGAUCCGAGCAAUAGGCAAAAUGGCCCGAGUGUUCUCAGUUCUCAGAGAAGAAAGUGAGAGCGUGCUGACCCUGAAGGGCCUGACCCCGACUGGUAUGCUCCCCAGCGGAGUGCUCUCUGGCGGGAAGCAAACUCUGCAAAGCGCUAUCAAAGGAUUUUCACCACAACAUAAGAUCACUAGCUUCGAGGAGGCCAAGGGCUUAGACCGAAUUAACGAGAGGAUGCCGCCUCGCAGAGACGCCAUGCCCUCCGACGCCAACCUUAACUCCAUCAACAAGGCUCUCGCCUCAGAGACUAACGGCACGGACAGCAAUGGCAGUAAUAGCAGCAAUAUUCAGUGACCACUUCCUGUUCACUAUUUUUUUUUUUGAGCUGCAGGGCAUGAUGGGAUUGCUGCAUCUCAGCAGUUGGAUGUUCUUGCCUCUGACAGUAGCUUGUUUGCUCUGGGGGCCAGGAAUUGGAUUCAGUUUACACUAUCAUGAAAAAAAAAAAGAGGGAGAGAGAUAAUAAACUAUAUUUUGGUGAGGGUGGUGAUUAAACACCUCUUUUGGGUAUGCCUUUAAAAAAAUGCUUCUAGGAAAAAAAAAGUUUUAAAAAGAAAGCUAAUGCUAGUCUAUACUGCAAUGUUAGGGGAAUGAACACGUUUUCCUACUGCACUGGGGACUUUUAGAUAGGUUAAUGAAAGGCCUUUUAUUCUGUUACUGGACACGAAAACUUUGUCUAAUUUCUUAUACUCUAUUGUACGUUUACAGUCGCAGCACUAAAACGGAAGACAUCAAACAUUUUUAACAGAAAAAAAAGAUGUACAAACUAAAUAAGGACUAUUUAUUGAUAAUGUUUUGCUACUCUUGUCAGACAAUGGCUAUAAACUGAAUUAGGCAGUCUUAAAAAAAAAAACGUGGAAAAAAAAUAAGAAUGUUGCAAAUUUGUUAAAAUGCCAAAAAAAAAAAAAAAAAAAAAGAGGACAGUUUAAUUUUGUAUAGAUCAUGCUUACCUCAGGUUCCUUUAGUUUGCUUGACUGCCCUUCUUUCCAGAGAACAUUAUUAAUUUGGCAGUGGAUACAUUUUCUUUAAGUUUAAAAAAAAACUGGAAUAAUUAUACCCAUCUUUUUUUUUUUUUGCUGUUUAUAUUUAGGGGUUUUGUUGAUAAAUCAAGUCUUGGUUGUGGCUUGCUGAAUUCAAUAUUUAUGAGUGGUGCAUUUUUAAGUAUAGUGAACACGACACCAUAGUGCAGUGAUGAAACCUCUAUAUUCUGUAAAAAACAAAAACAAACAAAAAAAAUCUGCCUAUGCAUGUUUUUUAAGAAAAAAAUAAAAUAAAAUGGCUGUAUCGGCCUGUAUGGACUGUAAUGCGCUUAGUGGCCUGACAUAUCCUGGAAAUGUAUGUAUAGUGGCGUGCUUUAUAUUCUCAAAAAUGCUUAAUGCCUUUGAAAUUUUGUAAUCAAAACAAAAGCUUUGAAAAAAUCUAAAGGGGAGAGUAUUCUUAAAAGUUUUUAACAUAAGCUUGUCAGUGCACACAUAGAUGGUUGGCAUGUUUAGCAAACUUUGUGAAAUUUAAAUAAGUUUGUAGUUACAUGUGAAACUCUAAAUGCAUGGUAACCGUUAAUGUCAUACCAGUUUAGUUAUUUCGUUCUGUUCUGUCAUGUGCCACAAGAUACGUCCUUUUUUUUUUUUUU
This is a messenger RNA of Apodemus sylvaticus (European woodmouse), 3574 nucleotides long. RefSeq names its product protein phosphatase 3 catalytic subunit alpha (gene Ppp3ca). Bases 706 to 2241 code for a protein of 511 amino acids. NCBI's taxonomy places the organism in Eukaryota, Metazoa, Chordata, Mammalia, Rodentia, Muridae. The transcript has 13 exons. Gene Ontology annotation, cellular component: cytoplasm; cytosol; calcineurin complex. The record is from RefSeq and is a predicted model, not a curated record. Gene Ontology annotation, molecular function: calmodulin-dependent protein phosphatase activity; calmodulin binding. Gene Ontology annotation, biological process: calcineurin-NFAT signaling cascade.